AUGACCAGCCUCUGCUCCCACUCCCAGUUUCCAGCAAUUUCCGUAAAGAACAGCCCGGGCCCCUUUGUGGAUGCUCCGAAUCAGCGCGCGGUCCCUCUGCCCGCUGCCCGGGGUUACAUCGAUGGCAAAGCUUGGCCGCAACCACCACCACCACUACGAGACAUGGACCCACUCGUAUUUACAACAUACGACGUUGACGAGUGUUCAUGGAAUUCCUUUGCCCCCUUUGAGGUAAACGCCACAAAGGGCCAGCAAUAUUACGACGAAUUCGCGUUUGAGAAUCAUGCCCAAUCUCACAACCCCGUCGUUGUAUUCGAAGACGAAGAUGAUUUAUCCGAAGGGUUUGAAGACUGCCGACUCAGCACAAGCACCGUUGCCAACAGCCCCAUCUCCGAAUUCUCUGCCAAUUAUCAUCAUCAUCAUCAUCAUCACCGCCAACAACAACUAGACAAAGAGGGCAGCAUGAAUCUCGACCUUGUCGCCCCGGCAGCAGCGACCACGACAGCAACAACGGCCAUUCUCGGUUCAGAAGAAUACCCGUCGCCUAUCUUUGCGCCUGCUCCAGGGGACGACGGUGGCUGCGCACAUCUGAACGAGUAUUAUUACCCUCUUCAGCUUGACCACCUCUCAACAAACGCAAUUACUCUCCCUCCCGUGCUCCCUGACCAACACUAUCCGCCAGACUCCUGGUCCCCCUUUCUCGCCCAGGACACCGCGGAGACGGCAUACAGUACAGGAGACAUAAACGAGGCUAUAACAUCUAAAGAGUCAUUUUUGCCUGCUGCAACCACGGAGAGCUCCGCCUCGAUGGUCACCCCUCCGAGCCACGUCCACUUGCACGCACCGAGGCCAAUGCGGAUCGAGAAUACGGCUGCACACCUCGCUGCUCUCGUCGAGCGCGAAGAGUCAAAGCUCGAGGCACAGGAACGCGACGAGCCGCCCGUUGACAGCGUAAUCGAGUCGAGGACGACCAACGCGGAUCAACUCUCUCCAUUGACGGCGCCAGCCCUCGUCCUGCCGUAUGCACAACCAACCCACACGCGCCAAGUACAACCAUCACAUGUCGUUCCACCAUCCUUCGUCUCUCAAUCCCUCGUUGGCCAAAGCCAAUCACUGUCGGCGGUGAUGACGCCCGAGUUACCCCGCAGGAGGAUCCAGCCGAUCCUCGAGCUUGAUACCUCGGGAAGAACGAUGCAGCUCCGUCAAUCGAUGCGCGCAAGACGCCAUGCGCGAAAUCUUAGCGUCCCGAUGUCUGCCGACGCACUCCAGUAUCGUCCGGUGGGUUGGAAGGGUCGCCAGGACGUCGUUGGUUCACAUCCGCAUCUCCUCGUUCAAGAACAACAGGCGUAUGGUGCAUGGACCGGUAGUAACUCGCGGUCGAUGGAUUGGUCCACCCUCGGCGGUCAUAUCCCAUUCUUGCAACCUCCGGCCCUCGCAUACCUUCAGCCCGAGACCUACGCGCCCGCAGCGCUCUACUAG
Molecule: messenger RNA, 1479 nt
Organism: Serendipita indica DSM 11827
Lineage: Eukaryota; Fungi; Basidiomycota; Agaricomycetes; Sebacinales; Serendipitaceae
Source: the annotation of a GenBank genome assembly